AUGCGGGUCGAAGGUUGGUUUUUUUCGUCUUUUUCUCGGGAAAGUUAGAAGAAAAAAAGGAUUUUUUUUUAGGUUUUUAUCGAUAAAAUAGGUCUAAAAAUGGUGAAAUUUCCACCUGAAAAAAAAUUUUUUUCGAAAUGGUUUAUAAUGAAUAGAAGGUAAAAAAAGGGUCUCCAUUUUUUAAAAGGUCAAAAAAUUUUUUCGGUUCAUCUGAAGUACAAAAUAAAGAAAAAGCAUUUUUUCGGGAAAAUUUGAAACUAAUUUUUCGAGAAUAGAGGACCUUUUAGAGAUUUAAAAACACUCAAGUGACCUCUUGAGAAUGUAGGGGUUAAAAACACUCAAGUGACCUCUUAAGAAUGUAGGAGUUAAAAACACUCAAGUGACUUCUUAAGAUUGUAGGUUUAAAAAACACUCAAGUGACUUCUUAAGAUUGUAGGUUUAAAAAACACUCAAGUGACUUCUUAAGAACGUGGGAUUUAAAAACACUCAAGUGACCUCUUAAGAAUGUAGGAGUUAAAAACACUCAAGUGACUUCUUAAGAUUGUAGGAGUUAAAAACACUCAAGUGACUUCUUAAGAUUGUAGGGGUAAAAAACACUCAAGUGACCUCUUGAGAGUUUGCGUUGGCAUUCGUUGCAAUCUGAGAAGAUCCAGUGGUAAUUUAAGAGAUUGAAGGGGAAAUAAUCUCUUAUUCCCCUUAAGUAACCACUUGAAAAGUCCGUUUCAACUUUUUUCUGUUGAUUUUUUCAUAAUUAGAUAUUUUUAAUACUUCUCUGCGUCUCCACUUUUCAUGUUAUCUCUGAUUUUUUAGAUAGUAAACAAGGAGAAGAGAGUUUUAGACAGAAUUCUGCACCUCCACUCCAUUUUUUUAUCUGUAUUUUUAAUGAAAAAAAUUGAUUUUUUUAUAGGAAUCUUAUAGGAUUUUCGUAAGUUAUGUCAUUUUUUUAGCUUCCGACUGAUCUUAUCAUGAUAAGAAAAAAACUUGAUACAGUAUCAAUCCCAUCAAUCAUUCGGUGUUGCGACUUUUAUUUAUCGGAUAUGGUCAAUUCUGGCUUUUUCUGAUAGAAAAUUAUAGAAAAGAAGCUUUUAGAACUUGAAAAAUUGUAUUUUUUGCUGUUUUUUGAACGUCUGGACCGGUUAAACCAAAAUUUUUGACUCGACUUUUGAAAUUUUUGAAGAUUUAAUUCACUAAUUUGACAAGAACGGGGAAAAAUCGAUUUCUGAAACUCAUAGUCUUAUUUUAUUAUAUGAAAGUGGACCCUUAGAAGCUGAGAAAAAUUGAUUUUACACGGUUCUGAGCGUUUUGACCCGAGCUAUGAACUUUUGAAGUUCAAAUUUGAUCACUUCAGUAAGAAAAAAGAAAAAAAAGUCAAUUUUUCGAGUCUGAUAUGUUUUCUAGUCAACAUCUGGCUGGACAAAUACAAAAAAAGCCCAGAAAAUCGUAUAUUUCGUCAAUUUCCAUGAAAUCAGGGCUAUAGUUGGUAUUGUUUGCGGAUUUGUACGAUCUUCUGUUCAAACGUACCUUUUUUUAGAAUUAUAUAGUGACUAAUUUUGGAAAGAGUUGUUUUUUAAAAGGAGAAAUGGUGAAAAAUUCAUGGGAGCUUUAGAAAUUCAAGGAUUUUUCGUAAAUUUUUGAAAAAUAAAGGAAAAAUUCUGAGAAAAAAAUAGGGUUUUUUUGUUAUUUUUCAGUUUUUAUUUCAAAGGAAAUUUCAAGUUUUUUUGAUUUUUUUGAUUCAGAAUUAUUGUUAUUUUUUUGAAUGGAGAUUGGUCGAAAUUUUUUUUUUUUUUUGAAAAUGUAAGACCCUUUAGGGGUCCCUUGAGCAUCUGUUAUGGAUCAAAAGGUGUCAAUUAAUUGUUCCUAAAAGGGUGAAAACGGUUUCCUUUUUACAGCCUUUUUCCGUCCUUUCAUCGCCCUUUAUCCACCCUUUUUGAACCCUUUUUGGACCUUUUUUGGACCAUUUUUGGACCUUUUUUGGACCUUUUUUGGACCCUUUUUGGACCCUUUUUUUGGACCCUUUUUGGACCUUUUUUUCGACCCUUUUUGGACCUUUUUUGGACCCUUUUUGGACCUUUUUUCGACCCUCUUUGGGCCUUUUUUGGACCCUUUUUGGACCUUUUUUUUUACCUUUUUUGGUCCUUUUUUGGACCUUUUUUGGACCCUUUUUGGACCUUUUUUCGACCCUUUUUGGACCUUUUUUGGACCCUUUUUGGACCUUUUUUCGACCCUCUUUGGGCCUUUUUUUGGACCCUUUUUUUGGACCUUUUUAACCUUUUUUUGGUCCUUUUUGGACCUUUUUUUGGACCCUUUUUGGACCCUUUUGAUACAAAAAACUUUUUAAAUUGAUAAUAGUCUUUAUUAGUGAUUGCGUAUAAACCAAAAUGUGCUAAGUAAUGAAAUCGGAAAUAAUCAAUGGUCGAAACUUUCAGCACCCUUUUUGCACCCUUUUUGCCCCCUUUUUUCACCCUUUUUGAAGCUUUUUAGCCCACCAAAAAAGAAAGGCUCAAUAAAGGCCGCAAAACGGAACCCUUUUAGCGGCCAUUUCGCAUCGGUUUUCCGCGCUUCCGACAGCUUUGGAUUUUUCUCCGAUAUUUGUAGGAAUUUAUAUAUUUCAACUUUUUUUCUCCCUGAUCUUCUAGGAAGGAUUUUUUAGCGGAAACUUGAAUUUUUUACGUUUUUUGUACAAUCAAGUUUACCUUUAAGGGUUGGAUUAGAGCUUCUCGAACUUUUUUCUUGUAAAAAAACGACUUUUUCUGGUAUCCAUUCUAUGUCCUUAAAACUUCCUUAAACCGUGAGAAUGUAUGUUUUACGAGUGCGGCCCUCAUAUAAGGCGAUUGGAGAAUGUAAUUUGAUAGUGGAAGGAGAAGAAAAGGGCGUAAUAAUACUCUGGUGUUGGCCGGCCAUACGCUAUAAUUCCCCCUUUUCGCCGGCAAAAGUGUGUGGGAAUGCCUGGUUUUCCCCCCGCUUGGCAUCGCCAAACAGGAGCACUUGCCAAGUGGGAACAAAAAAUUGGAGAUGAUCAUAUCAUGAGUGGCCUGCGAAAAAAGAGCCGCGGAGGUUUUAGCAAACGUGCUCCAUGGAUAAAAUGAUAGGAAAACCCGUACUAAGGGGAUAGAAACUAACUUUUGGGAAAUGAACCUGUUCUAAAGUCUUCAAGGUCCGAAAAACUAGAAAAAAAGAUUUUGAAAAAAUAGCCGCGGAGGUUUUAGCAAAGGUGCUUCAUGGAUAAAAUGAUGAGAGAAACCGUAAAAAGGGGAAAAAAUUGACUUUUAAGAAAUGAAUCUUUUUCAAAGUCAUCAAGAUCCGAAACAAUUAGAAAAAAGGAUUGUGAAAAAAUAGCCGCGGAUGUUUUAGCAAAAGUGCUCCAUGGAUAAAAUGAUAGGGAAACCCGUAAAAAGUGGAUAGAAACUAACUUUUGGGAAAUGAAUCUACUUUAAAGUCUUUAAGAUCGGAAAAAGCUAGAAAAAAUAAUUGUGAAAAAAUAGCCGCGGAGGUUUCAGCAAACGUGCUCUAUGGAUAAAAUGAUGAGAGAAACCGUAAAAAAAGGGGAAAAAAAAUUGACUUUUAAGAAAUGAAUCUUUUUCUAAUGCCUUUGAGAUCAGAAAAAAAUUAGAAAAACAAAAUGAAGAAAUAGCCGCCAAAAAAAUGGGAAUAUUUAUUAACUUGUGCGCUCUAUGAAUAAUUGCAAUUUUUCUGAAAAAUCGUUCCAAUUAUUUUUUCAAUUAAUAUUUUCUAGAAACUUUUAAGAUAAUGAGAUUUUUUUCCUUGUUUUCUCUUAUUAGCCAUGGGGCGCAAAUGUUUCAUCUGUUGCGGCGAUUUUUUCCUCUAUUCCAAUUGGUUCUUUUCCGAAUAAUAUUUGUUUAUAGCCUCUUUUUGAAGUAUUUUGUGAUUUUCUGUGCUUCCUUGGGUAUUUUUUUUCAAUUUUUUGUUUUUUUUUAACGGCUCUAGGAGCCAAAGGCGCUUGGAAGAACAGGAAAAUUUCGAUUUUUUUCAACUUUAGUAUACUCCUUCUUCCUCCCUUUUGCCACUGGAGCCAAAGACAAUAGGAAGAACAGGCACCGAAACACGAAAAAAAGAUCGAUACGGGAAGCAGAAUGUCCAGUGGCCUCCAUCACACAUUGAGCCGGCGGUUUUGUUUGUACAAGUGGUUGGCGCGGGAAAAAAUAUGGCGGUGGUUUUGGGAUGGGGCUCUAAAGGGGGACCAGAAAAAGAAAACUGUAAAAACUGGUGUGAAAAAUUGGAUUUUUUCAGUUAAGACAGAAUAAGUUGGAUCUGCGGCUGAGCGGUGGUGACGUCAUUUGUUGCCAAAAGUGGGCGAGAGAGUAUGUAAAGGGUAGAGAGACUAGACGCGAGGAUAAUUUUAUACUUUGCCUAAAAUUAACUUUCCUUUUUUACUUUUUCUUCGUUUAGGAAACGGUAAAGUGGUACUUUCCAUCUUUGAAUGACGUCAUUUAUUGCCUAAUGUCUACGAGAGAGUAUGGAAAGGGUGGAGAGGCUAGACACGAAACAAAUCUUAUAUUUUUGCUCAGAAAUGAAUUUUUUAUUUUCAAUUUAUUUUUACCUGUUUGAGAAACGGUAAAGUGGUACUUCCUACCUUUAAGUGACGUCAUUUAUUGCCAAAAGCAGAGUAGAGAGUGUGGAGAAGAUGGAGAGCCUAGACGCGAAAAUAAUUUUUUUUUUUUUCAAAUAAAUCUAUAUAUUUCAUAGCUGUAUUCGUUUGGGAGAAGUUAAAAUGGUGCUUUCUAUCUGUGAGUGACGUAAUUUCCUGAUAAAAGUUGACGAGAGAGUAGGAAAAGCUUGGAGACACAGAGACGCGUAAAUUGCUAAAAAUCAUCAUUUUCCUGUUUCGGAACGCUCUGAAAUAAGUAAUGAUUAUUCAUUUUUUUAAUUAGUUGUUAUUCUUCAUCAGUUCAAGAGCCGAAAUACUUGAUAAAAUUAGAGAGUGUGGAAAGUGAGGAGAGACUAGACGCGAAAAAACAAAUUAAUUAUUUUUAAGCAAUUUUUCGAGCUCGAUCUGAUGACCUUUUUGAACUCCCUUUGAAUGUGGGCUUUUGAAUAUUUUGGGGACGCAUUUAGAAUGGCUCAACGCGUCGCGCGAAAGCUGUUUUGAAGUCGGGCGCAUCUUGGUUAUGACCGCUCCGCAGCCGCAACGCGACGAGUCAUUCCAAGAGUCCACAUUUUUAUUUGUAGCUCAAGAAACUUCUGAUAGAUCCUUCAGAAAAGUACUGAAUUUGAGCUAGAACUUCGGUCGGUCAGAUUACUUUUGUUGACCAGGAACGAUCCUUAUUAUGACCGCUCCGCAACCGCAACGCGUCGAGCCAUUCCAAGGGUCCAUAUUUUUAUUUGUAGCUCAAGGAACUUGUGAUAUAAGUACUGAAUUCGAGCUAGAACUUCGGUCGGUCGGAAUACUUUUGUUGACCAGGAAACACCCCGAAAAGAAGUGUUCCAAAUGCUUUCCAGUAAGAGUACGAAUUCGUGGGUAUUCCCUAGAGGGCCAUGAAUCUCUUACUGAAAAUAACUUUGAAAACGGAUAUUCCAGUUAAGACCUUUAUUAAUUUGGAUACAUGCGCCUUUAAAAAUUGCAGCAAGGAUUUUUGAACAGGAAGUAGAGAUGAGUAUGUAACCUGGCUCCUUAUCAGAGCGUCAUUAGCUGAAAAUAUCACUAAAAAGGAAUAUUCCAGUUGAGACAUUUAUUAAUUUCGAUGCAUGCGCCUUUAAAAAUUGCAGCAAAUUUGUUUGAACGGAAUGUAGUGAUGAGUAUAUAAUGUGGUCUCUUAUCAAAGCUUCAUUAACGGAAAAAAAUAACACUAAAAACGGAUUUUCGCGUUGAGGCCUUUAUUAAUUUCGAUGCAUGCGCCUUUAAAAACCCCAGGUUUUUCGAACAGGAUGUAGGGGGAAAUAUAAAAAGUAGUCUUUUAAUGAAGAUUUCAAUCUUGGUGGCGCUUUCUUCACUUGAAUUAGAGCGAAUCAAGGAGAAUCAUGAAAUUUCAAAAGAAAAAGUAGUUCGUAGGUUUCUAGAGGGUCCUGCUUAGCUCUGAUCAGUCCUACAGUGAUCAAAUAUUGAUUUAUUGAUUGUUAAGGUUGUCCUCUUUUAAACGGUACUAUAAUUAUCAAGAUCGCUUCAGUUUGAAGAAAGUUAUGAUUUUUUGAACUUUUGAUACUUGAAAAAUUGGAAUUUUGACAUUUGAGGCGCAAAUAAUUGGAUUUUUCAAAGUUAAAGAGUUAUAAAUUCUUUUAGGACCUUGAAAAAAAUUUAAAGCUUCGUUUUCAGUGAUCUCGGCGGUUCCGCAUAGCACCGUGACGUGUGCCGCACUUUCAAGAAGAGCAAAUUCGGUUUUUUUGUUGGAUCGCCCUAUGAAGUUCUUCCACUGGAAAACUGCUUUGAACCGGUUAGUUUUUAUGAUUUUUUUUAAUUAUCAAGAAAAAAAGCAAAGUUAUGAAGGUUCAUGAAACUUCAGUGCUUUAACAAGAUCUCUAGAAUCCAGAAGUUUUGGACUUAUCAUAAAAAAUGGUGCUCCCGAAAAACUUUCUAAUCUCUUUUAAUGCCCUUUUCCACUCUUUUUGAAGCCCUGUAGCGCCCUAUAAAGUCCUCUUAUAUCUACAAUGUCUACAAGGGUCAAGAAACUUCGAAAUGACAAUACUAGAGCUUUCACAAGUUUUACAAGCUUUCCAAGCCUCGAAAACCUUGUACCACCCUUUUUACAAAGUUACGAAAAUUUUUCUAAGCUCUUUGAUGUCAUUUUCCACCCCUUUUAAAGCCCUGUUGCGCCCUUUAAAGCCCUGUUCCACCCUCCAGACUCACAGGAUGCAAGAAGUUUCAAAAUGACAAGACUAGUUGAAGCUUUUACAUGAUUCACGAGCUUUCCAAGCUCAUUCACAGAUUUAACAAGCCCUGUCUCCCUCUUUUCCAAGUCCCUGUAUGUCUGCAGAUUCACAGGAUCCAAGAAAAUCAAAAAUUACAAGACGAGUUGAAGCUUUUACAAGAUUUACAAGCUUUACAAGCUCAUUCCCAGCUUUUAAAACUCUUUGCCAACCCUUUUCGAGACCCUGUAUGCCUGCAGAUUCACAGGAACCGAGACUCGCUGAAGCUUAAAGCUUUCACAAGCUUUCCAAUUCUCCAAAACCUUGUUCCACCGCAAAACAAGAACAAGUAUGUCUGCAAAAGCAAAUAUGCAAAUGUCCGCCGCCUCCGCCGUCGUCGGCAACCGUGAAAAAGACACGGGGGCGCACUCAUUCGAGUCAAAUCGGCCGUGCGGCGGUUGCACCUGCGGACGGGCCGCCGAGGGGGGAUUACCCGCCACAAAGUGUGUCACAAUCCAAACAGGGGCCCCCGGAAGCCAUUAUCCAGAGCGGCCACAAAGACGGAGCUCUUUGCUCCUUCAAUUAGUCGAGAAUUCUCCGUGGACUUGUGAGAAAGUUGAGGGGGGUCAAUUCACUUUAAAAAAAUGAUUGAGUAGAUAAAAAAAAGUCUCUAUGAAAAAGGCUAGUUCUUAGGUUCUUGCUUCAUUAAUGAAGGGGGAGUGGAAUCACAGAAUCACAAUUUAGUUUGGGGGGGUUGAAUCACAGGAUCACAGUUUAGUUUUUGGGGGGGGCAAAUCACAGAAUCACAGUUAAGUUUAGGGGGAGUGGAAUCACAAAAUCACAAUUUAGUUUUUGGGGGGUUGAAUCACAGGAUCACAGUUUAGUUUUUGGGGGGGCAAAUCACAGAAUCACAGUUAAGUUUAGGGGGAGUGGAAUCACAAAAUCACAAUUUAGUUUUUGGGGGGUUGAAUCACAGGAUCACAGUAGUUAAGUUUGGGGGGCAAAUCACAGAAUCACAGUUAAGUUUAGGGGGAGUGGAAUCACAAAAAUCACAAUUUAGUUUUUGGGGGGUUGAAUCACAGGAUCACAGUAGUUAAGUUUGGGGGGCAAAUCACAGAAUCACAGUUAAGUUUAGGGGGGAGUGGAAUCACAAAAUCACAAUUUAGUUUUUUGGGGGGUUGAAUCACAGGAUCACAGUAGUUAAGUUUGGGGGGGCAAAUCACAGAAUCACAGUUAAGUUUAGGGGGAGUGGAAUCACAAAAUCACAAUUUAGUUUUGGGGGGGUUGAAUCACAGGAUCACAGUAGUUAAGUUUGGGGGGUCGAAUCACAGAAUCAUAGUUUAGUUUUGAGGUUUUUCUUUUAAUAUUCGUAAGAUCUGAAAGCUGAAUCAAUAAAAAAGUGACUUUCCUUGUCAUAUUUUCAGUUUCACCUUACAAUCCAGAUGUUUUUUUCUUCCAUUCAGCUUUUCCAAAAAUUUGGCAGUUUGUUCCGCUGAAAAGAUCGAAGUAUCACAUCAGAAAGUCUCAACUCAUUCCGAAAACCAUCACACUUAAGAAGCUACAGCUCUCCAUAAGCUGAUAAUUAGUGCAUUUUGGAUGUGGGCUCGCGUGCUCGCCCUCGCCAUUGUGCAUCUCGUUAAAAUGUAUGGGUCCGACGGCGCUUUUGAGAGCCUGCGGAAAUGGGUCGCCACUGGUCAUUUUAUGAUAUGUUGUGUGAAGUUGCUUUGCGAUGCUCUUCCGGGGAUUUUUGCUUUGGAAAAUGUACAAUUCAGUCUUUUUCACGGCUUUUUAGGGUUUUAUUUGACUUUGAAAGUCAAUUUUCAAAAUAUUCCAAAAAAAAAACCUUUCCUGUUAGCUCAUUAAAAAUAGGCAAAGUACGUUUCGAAGGAACUAAAAAUGUUGGGAAAAUGUUUAGGGGUCACUAUAGUAACAAGGACUACUUGGAGAGGACACUAAAGUGGCCACUAAACCCACCUCUAUAGUGGCCACUAUUUUCCGUUUUAGUGGCCACUUCAGUAGUUUUUCAUCCAGUAUUCCUACCAGUAACUUUGAUAAUUUUGAAACAAACAGAUUGGACCAGUUAUGUUGAUCCAUUGACCCCUAAAGUGGCCACUAAGUGGUCUAGUAGUAGCACUCAGUCCUUUAUAGUGGCCACUGAUUUUUUACCCCUUAAGUGGCCACUAAUUUGACUACUCUAGUGGCCAGUGGACACUGAAUUUUAACCUCUUAAGUGGCCACUAAUUUGACUACUAUAGUGGCCACUGAAACGGCAAAACCCUAAAGUGGCCACUAUAAUUUUUAGUGGUCUAGCAGUAGCACCUAGACCUCUAUAGUGGCCACUAAAAUGUCGUAACCCUUUAGGGGCCACUAAAAAUUUUCCUACUCAAAAAGACGGCCAUCUGUCUCCGUAACAACGAGGCCAAUGAAGAAGUUUAGUGUUGCCUUGUACUAAUGAGAUUGCCGCGCGAGCGCGUUCGUUUUAUUUCCCUUUUAAUUCCUCUAUGAUUGGACUUUUCCUCCCCCUACCCCCCGACGAGUUUGCUUUGGCGCCGAAAGUGUGAACGCCGUCGGAUGGAUGAAAAAUGGAUGGGGAGAUUAGAAUCUGACGGCGGCAGAUAAGGCUUUUCGUCGGGAAUCGUGCGCGAAAUCCUCGGGGACCCUCAUAAAAACGUUUCCACGGAGGGAUUGAUGAAUUUCUUGGCGGGGUGUUAUGAAUUUUUGAGCUUCUGGUUCUGGUUCCGGAAGGGAAAAGCAGUUCAAAAAAUCGAAUAUCUCUUACAAGUUUGAACGUCGGAAGUGUGAAAAACGGGUGCAAAAUGGCCGCUAUAAGGGUUCCGUUUUGCGACUUUUUUUGAGCCUUUCUUACUUGGUGGUCUUGCAAAAGUGGCCCUUUUAGGGAUUUGAGUUUUUGGCCCCUAUAGAAGACGUGCUAAUCUCUAUGCGAAGAGGCAUUUCCAUGCGAAAAAUUCAAUAAAUAGGCGUUUUUUCGAAAAGUCGAAAGAUCCCUAUAGGGACCACUUUAGGGGUCAAGGGGUCAGUCCCUAAACCACACUUGGCCCCUAAAGCUUGGGCUAAGGUUUCAGACCCCAAACUCCUAUAGGGACCACCUCGAUUUUACCCCUAUAGGGACCACUUUUCCGGCCCCCGUAAAGGCUGUUUUUCUUCCUAACCCCUAUAGGGACCACUCAAGCUUUAGGGGCUAAGGGGUCAGACCCUAAACUCCUGUAGGGACAACUUUUCCGGCCGCUAUAAAGGCUGUUUUUCUUCCUACCCCUAUAGGGACCACUCAAACUUUAGGGGCUAAGGUUUCAGACCCUAAAAUCCUAUAGGGACCACCUUUCCGGCCCCUUUGAAGGCUCUUUUUCCCCUAACCACUAUAGGGACCACUAUGAAACUUCUAAGUUCGUUUCUUCUAUGUAAAUCGGGAUUAUUAUCAGAAAAUGCCCCACUAAAAGGAAUGAAAACCUUUUCAAAAUGUUAAAAUCUGCAUUUUUCAGCUUCCGAGCACCUCCUCCCUCUCAUCGUGUUGCAACAUCAACUGCCUGGAACUGAGCACAGACGAGAGAACUCUUGGAGUUUCUACAGGCACCCUGUUGAAAGUGGUCGACGUCGUUUCGGGAAGGGAGAGCCGGAAUCUCUCCGGCCACAGUCUCCCAAUCACCUCGAUUGCCGCCGGAAAGUCCUCGGUCUACAGCUGGGUUCGUCUGGGGAAUCCUAAGGAAUUCAAGAUGAAGAUUUUUUCAGUACACGGGCUCCCUGGACUGCUCCUGGUCACAGUGGGACACGAGGAUGCACCCUUCCAAGGUUUUUUAAUCACCUGAAAGUCGAAAGAAUGAAUCUGAACUGUUAUACUCCAUUCACCGCUAGCUCAAGACGUCUAAACCCUCUCGUUUUUGCACACUAUUUCGCUUUAGAGUAGAAGAAAAAGCAGGGAUAUGACUUUGACUCAUAUUUCUGUUUCUAGUGUCUUUUUUCAAACCUGAAACACCUGGAAUUCGAGCAGGAUGAAUUUGAAUUGUUAUACUCCAUUUACCGCUAGCUUAAUACCUCUAAACCCUCUCAUUUUUGCACACUAUUCUGCUUCAGAAAUCCCAAAAACUUCCAUAAGGUAGUGGUAAUUGGACUUGGACGCAUAUUUCCGUUUCUAGUGUCUUUUUUUAACCUGAAACACCUGAAAUUCGAGAAGGAUGAAUAUGAACUGUUAUACUCCAUUCACCGCCAGCUUGAGACGUCUAAACCCUCUCAUUUUUGCACACUAUUUUGCUCUAGACUUGAGAAAAAUCAGUGAUAAGACUUUGACUCAUAUUUCUGUUUCUAGUGUCUUUUUUUAAAACCUCUCACAAUUUUUUCAUUGAUUCGGUUUGAAUAGCGGCUUCAAUUAAAACACGUUCUCCGAGAAUUGCCAAAAAGGUGAGCCACUAGAAAAUCAUGUACCUUUUUUAGACUCAUGCUUUCAUCUCAAGAACUACACAAGCCUCUGAAAAUUUUAGUCAAGGUUUGGACAGGCUCCGCCCCUUUUCGAGGGUUACUGUAGCCGAAACACAAAAAUUUUGCUUUUUUAAAGGAACAUGGACUAAAUUUUAUGGAUUCCGAGGCGAAAAGCCGUUUUCAGUAUUAUUUGAAGGCAUUCAAAAGCUUCUGCUCCUUUAAAUUUUCAACAAGGGUUCUUGAACAAAAUGUUUUACUGUCCUAUGGGUUCUGUACCCUGUUAGAGUUUGAACAAAAAUCUUAUGGUAUAGAGAAAAAAAUAAAGCUUUUCAUAGACUUUUUCGAAUUAUAACCGGUUUGAGUUAAGGGAAAAAGGAUUUUUUUUUUCUCCAGGUUCUGAGCGCCCGAACGGCUGGAGCCGUCCGGAGUGUGGCCUUAUCCCCCGGCGACAGAUUCGUCGCCGUCGGUUCAGAUUCCUCGAUUCAAUUGUUUGAUGCAAGACAACGCGCCUAUGUUAAGCAAUUCAACUAUUCGGUACCUGGAAACCUCCCCAAAAAUUCAAGUGAAAUUCAUUUUUCUAGGGCCGAAAACUGGAGUUCAACCCCACGGAAGUCCUCCUUUCUGCUGUAGGCAACGACCGGGUCGUCCGAUUUUUCUGCUUGGAAACUUUUGAGCUGGUUUCACAGUCUGACGCUUUCGUGGACGAUGUCCAAGCUUCGGUUUUUCGAUUGUGA
Molecule: messenger RNA, 11960 nt
Organism: Caenorhabditis auriculariae
Lineage: Eukaryota; Metazoa; Nematoda; Chromadorea; Rhabditida; Rhabditidae
Source: the annotation of a GenBank genome assembly